AUGAAUUGGCUUGUCUGGGCUUCCUUGCCCGUUGCUCUGUUAGGCUUUUGGAUGUAUACCAGUAUCUUGGUCUCAUCCUCCUUCCCCACACUUCGCAACAAGCGUAUUCUGCUGCUGAUUGCGCACCCGGAUGAUGAAGCCAUGUUCUUUGCGCCGACCUUGCUCGCUUUGACGCAGCCAGAGCUUGCCAAUCACAUCAAGAUACUCUGCCUCAGUAGUGGCGAUGCAGAUGGCCUCGGCGAGAUUCGCAAAAAGGAGCUGGUUAAAAGCGGCCUUCGACUAGGCAUCGCCAGCAAAGACGACAUCCUCGUCAUCGAAGACCACAACUUCCCCGACUCUAUGACGGUGACCUGGCACCCCAGGCUAAUCUCCAACCUCCUCACUACCGCCUUUGCCCCUAACAUGUCCUCCAUCUCAGCCAAAGAUGCCCCACAGACUACAAUUGACACAAUCAUCACCUUCGAUACCCACGGCAUCUCCUCUCACCCUAACCACAGAUCCCUACACGAUGGCGCACACACAUUUCUCAAAGCUCUCAUGCAUCGACAUAGUGCAUGGGAAUGUCCUAUCAGACUGUAUACCCUCACUACAACAUCUAUAUUCAGGAAAUAUUCAGGUAUACUAGAUGCGCCGACAACGAUUUGGGGGGCUACUCUCGCCAAAAAGGAUGUCGGAGAGUUCCCAAGCCCCUUGUUAUUUGUGAGCAGUCCAAAGGGUUAUCGGACAGCGCAAAGCGCCAUGACCACGGCGCACCAGAGUCAGAUGAGGUGGUUCCGAUGGGGGUGGAUAGGGGCGGCGAGGUAUAUGGUUAUCAAUGACUUGAAGAUCGAGAAGAGGCGAUCGUAA
Plenodomus lingam JN3 is the source of this 846-nucleotide messenger RNA. RefSeq lists its product as uncharacterized. NCBI's taxonomy places the organism in Eukaryota, Fungi, Ascomycota, Dothideomycetes, Pleosporales, Leptosphaeriaceae. Gene Ontology annotation, molecular function: N-acetylglucosaminylphosphatidylinositol deacetylase activity. The record is from RefSeq and is a predicted model, not a curated record. Gene Ontology annotation, biological process: GPI anchor biosynthetic process. Gene Ontology annotation, cellular component: endoplasmic reticulum.